Molecule: messenger RNA, 411 nt
Organism: Ascoidea rubescens DSM 1968
Lineage: Eukaryota; Fungi; Ascomycota; Saccharomycetes; Ascoideales; Ascoideaceae
Exons: 1
Source: RefSeq, a predicted model, not a curated record
UACACUGUUUUAACUACUUUAAACAAUGAUGGUGCCACCUCAACCACCACUAUUACUACUGGUACUUACAGAUAUGGUAGAUUUGAUAAUACCCAAGAUGCUUCUCAAUCCGAAGAAACUGGAACUCAUAGAUACGGAAGAUUUGAUAAUACUCAAGAUGCUUCUCAAUCCGAAGAAACUGGAACUCAUAGAUACGGAAGAUUCGAUAAAACUGCUGAUCCCUCUACUUCUGAAGAAACCGGAACUCAUAGAUACGGAAGAUUCGAUAAAACUGCUGAUCCCUCUACUUCUGAAGAAACUGGAACUCAUAGAUACGGAAGAUUCGAUAAAACUGCUGAUCCCUCUACUUCUGAAGAAACUGGAACUCAUAGAUAUGGUAGAUUUGACAAAACUAGAAACAACGUAGCCACU